AUGCCUCCACCUCCCGGCGGACCCGGCCCCAAUGUCCACCCUUUGCCCAUGGCACUGCCACCUGCGAUGUUCCUUCUACUCGCCCCUGUGGAUCAUUGGGGCAUCACCUUUGAUCUGCGAACGAGAGUCAUGCAAGAACCGCCCCCGGACGGAUGGGGGGUCCGCCGUGGGACCAUAUAUGCUAGGAUCAAGAAGCAGCUCAUACGGCGUGGAUAUAUCCAUGUCCAAUACUCCGUAUACAAUCACCCUCAGGCCAGCGGUCUCAGGGUCUUCAUGGACAUGUGUAGUUUGCGCUCAAUUGAGCCCAUUGGUAUCUUCUCGACAGCCGUCACAGCCAUCGAGAUGUUCCGCAUCCAAGAUCAGACAAUGAUCGCCACUGAUCUACUGCGGCUUGGGGGUCAACUUUCUCCUCAUCUGUUCGGGACCACUCCGACAAAUCUCAUACCAAAUAACAUCCCCUCCGUGCCGCAUCCUUUGGAUCCAGAUUGGAGUUGGUAG
Fomitopsis serialis is the source of this 498-nucleotide messenger RNA. RefSeq lists its product as uncharacterized. The coding region runs from base 1 to 498 and encodes 165 amino acids. The record is from RefSeq and is a predicted model, not a curated record. NCBI's taxonomy places the organism in Eukaryota, Fungi, Basidiomycota, Agaricomycetes, Polyporales, Fomitopsidaceae. The transcript has 3 exons.